Plasmopara halstedii is the source of this 3429-nucleotide messenger RNA. Its product is annotated as cytochrome oxidase assembly. Gene Ontology annotation, biological process: heme A biosynthetic process. NCBI's taxonomy places the organism in Eukaryota, Oomycota, Peronosporomycetes, Peronosporales, Peronosporaceae. Gene Ontology annotation, cellular component: mitochondrial inner membrane. The coding region runs from base 1 to 3429 and encodes 1142 amino acids. The record is from RefSeq and is a predicted model, not a curated record. The transcript is spliced from 9 exons. Gene Ontology annotation, molecular function: oxidoreductase activity, acting on NAD(P)H, heme protein as acceptor.
AUGAGUAGCAGUGCAGUUCUCGCACUUGGCGAUCUGUUGAAUGAUUUUGAAGUAAAGCAGCGAGGAGUGAUGUUAAUGGCUGUGGAUAAAGCGAUGGUUAAGGUGAUGAAGAAACAGAGCGAAAUGCUUGAUGUCAUCAAAUCUCACGUGGAAACACGUCAUCGCGUUGCCAUGGACGACUCUCGCGACAAAGCGAUAUGUACGCAACCGUCAUUAUUGGAAAGUAUUAUUGACAAGACACUGAGUAAUGCGGGACUCGUCUGUUGGAUUAUCAACGAACUCAAGCAGAAUCAAGCACUCGAGUAUAUCAAUAAACUACGCAGUCAUCUCGAAUCAGGCCAACGUAAUGCCUUUCGAAAUGAUUUUGAGGGAUUACUUGAUGUGUAUAUGGAUGUUCUUAGUAUAACAAAGACACGUGGCUCGCGACUAAUUAAUCGUAUAGAAGACUUAUAUGAAGCGUUAUACCUAAAGGCGGAAUAUGAUGCCGACCUGGUUAAUCUCGUAUAUCGUGUACGUUGGGGCUGUCGUGGCGUGAAUUUAAUCAGUAAUACGCGUCAACAUCAUGCUUCGCUGCUUUCAGAAAAUGAAGUUCUUGAGCUUUGCGGUUGUUUUAGUGCGAUUGGUGAAGCAAUGUCGACACUUGCGCUUGAAUUUAACGCCUGCAAGUCCAAAGACUCGCCAACUUCGUCGCCAGUUUCGACUGAUAGUGGGAACAGUAUGAAUGGUAAUAUUGAACUUGAACUUGCCAUGCUCCCGCAACAUCGACAAGCGGCAAAUGUUGAUACCAACGACUUGGAUUCACCAUUUGACUUUGUUACCCAAUUAAUGGCUAACAACGGGAUCAAUGCCAAUUCCAUCAUGCAAUCUCCGACAUAUUUUCAAGGCGAUCAAAGUAUUCAUCAAAAGUCUUCACAUAAUUUUUUGCCUGGAUUUAGCAAUACCACGUUUGGUGAUCUAUCUUCAAGUCAAGUAUUAUCUACGAGUUUAGGAAAUAUUUCGGCUCAAACAUCAUCGUUAGCGACCGAAACGCCGGAUUUAUCGGGCUUGGAUUUGACCGAUCUAAUUGGUCUGAAUGGCGGCUCAAAGCUGUCGCCUUCUUUAUCACGGUUAGGCUCAAUCGGCAGCACUGCGAGCAACUCAAGCCGGGAGACUCCUCCACUACCUCAAGGAUAUAAUGACACUUACGGGUCUGUUUGGUCGCAACCGCCACUUCCAAAAAGUACCAAUAGUCCUCAAAAUUCACAACCGCCGCUGCCUCCCAGAGCAAAUAAUCUGUUGCAUCAAUCAUCGUAUAGCUUGUCGCAGCCGUCACUACCAUCAAAUGCUGAAUCGACCCAUACAAGAUCGGCGCAGACAUCUACAACUUUUACAAUGAAACAAUUGGAUGUACCGACCCAGGCUAUUCAGGCUCUUGUAUCAAAAUUUAGCUUUUAUCACGAUCGUCCAACUGAAUUAUCCAAGGAAAACGAUCGCGUUCGUAAAGCCAUGUUUGCACGAAUGUUAAAUCAUAUAAAUGAGCUACCAAAGGCAACAUUGUGUCCGUUGCUACCAGGACACGAUUCAACUUGUCCACUUUCGCACACGUAUAUGGAAGUCAUGUCAUACAAUCCGCUGUACAAGCGCCUAGUCUGUCGCCAGCCAUCGCACUAUUGGGGCAGUCAGCUUGAGGAAGAUGAUAGUUGUGUAUGCUUGCACAUUGAUACUGGACUAACUUGGGAUUGGAUGGAUGACGCAAAGCGUCUUUACUGUCUUCGUGGAGCCAAAUGUACAAACCUUAAGUGUUACAAGUCACACUCUUUUGAAGAAAUGUGCUGGUACAACCCGUCGUACAAGAUCAAGCGUUGCAGUGUACGUACACAUGAUCAUAUCGCUCGAGCUCGUGGUACUAUCGAACCGCCUCUGGAUUGUAAUUACUAUCAUAUUGAAGAAGGCAAGAAUUGUGACAAGCGUGACUUUACGGCUGAGUCCGACCACGUUGGAGUGAAUGUUCAGAUGCUGUUUACUGAGCGCACGCACAAGCCUCUUGCGGACCGACUUGAGGCUAUUCGCUAUCAGCGUGCCAAUAAUUUUGUUGACUUUCCUAACGAUUUGCAAGCUCCUUUGGUUUACACUUCAACAAUGAAUUUCCAGCUUCUUCUGCGAGAAGGAUGUAAAAUUUCGACGUCAAAAAUGAGCUCACUGCGGUCCACGACUGUCUGCAAGAUAUUGAGUGGCGUGUCGCGACAACCACAGCUGAAUCUGAGCCCGAAACGUUACUCCGCGUCAUGGACAACAGACAUGUUAAGAAAGUCAAAGAGUUCCAUGAUGGAGUCGCCAUUGACGUGGUGGCUGUUUGGAUCGGCGGGAUUAGUAGCGACCACACUAACCGUUGGUGCCGCAGCACGUCUCACUCGGUCUGGAGCGUCAAUGCUGUAUUGGAAACCAAGGUUUAUGAUCUCGCCCCAAACUGAAAGCGAAUGGCAUGACGAGUUCAAUAUUUAUCGGGACUUUUGUGCUCGAUUUCAGCGAACUCCAAUGACAAUUGAGGACUUUAAGCAAAACUAUAAGUGGGAAUCAGCUCACCGCAAGCUCGGUCAAAUGACAGCUUUCGCAUUUAUGGGUCCGUUGACGUAUUUUGCGGCAAAGCGCAAAAUUCCGGUUCCGGCUCAAGCUCCUCUGGCUUUUAUAACCGGACUGGGAGCAAUUCAAUUUUACCUUGGUCGAGGAAUGGUUGAGAAGAAUGUAAGGUCAACCGGAACUGAAACGCAUGACACUUUUGAGGGUGCCAACUUCUUCCUUCCAAUCCACUCAGCGUUGUCGCUUGCAAACUUUUCCCUAUUAAUCUGGACAGGUCUUGGAAUCGUUUCGCCAGUAUCAAGGGCAAUUUCUGUGCGUGGGUUAAUGACACCAGGUGUGCUCAAGGAAUUGGGGCAAAUCCGUCAACACUUUAUGGCGGUGACUGGACUGGCUGCUGGAACAAUCGUUGCAGGCUCGCUCGUAGCAGAAAUUGACGGAGGUCAAAAGUUUCAAUCGUUUCCUACGAUGGAAGGGCAAUGGAUUCCACACGGUAUAUUUGAGCAACAGCCAUUUCUGCGUAACUUUCACGACAAUGUAGCGCUUGUGCAGUUCGAUCAUCGUCUGUUGGCGCUGAGCACUCUCGCCGCGUACACAGUGAUGUUUCUAAAGGCCCGCAAGCCUAACAUCUGGACGAAUCUGCCAGAGGAUGCAAAGCAUGCCAUUAUACUGGCUACAGCAGCUGUUGGAGGCCAGGUGAUGAUGGGUGCAACGAUGUUGGUGAAUCAGGUACCGAUGCCACUAGCGAUGGUACACCAGAGUGGAGCGGCACUCGUACUUGGAUCGUCACUAUGGGUUAUACAUUCGCUGCGCUUUGCUCGCCCUGGCGGUCUCAUAGGAGCUGCUGUUGCGACCGCUGCUACCAAAAUGAUGUGA